Messenger RNA from Vanrija pseudolonga, 1356 nucleotides. RefSeq lists its product as uncharacterized. The transcript is spliced from 2 exons. NCBI's taxonomy places the organism in Eukaryota, Fungi, Basidiomycota, Tremellomycetes, Trichosporonales, Trichosporonaceae. The coding region runs from base 1 to 1356 and encodes 451 amino acids. The record is from RefSeq and is a predicted model, not a curated record.
AUGCCCCGCCUCCCGCGCAAGGUCAAGAUCCUCGACCUUGAGCCGUGUGAGGGGCAGGAGGCAGACGACUUCUCCGCAUACGACUACAUCUACCGCGGCGACUUUCCCCGCAAGCAGAAGCACACGCGCUGGACGGCCCGGGACGGGAUAUACUCGGACUAUGCGCCGCUCAUCCUCCGCCGCCACGGACUCGCGGUCCGCGAAGACUGGGGCCGGGUUCUGGACACGACAGUCGACUUUCUGCGCCUCGACACUUACCCCGGGGUCGCAGACGACGUGACUGUCCCGCUCGCGACGCCGCGGUACGUCCUGCACCUGCACUGGCCGCCGCCGUCGCUUUUCAACGAUCACUUCUCCUUCAGCUUUAUCGGCUCGCAGGUCUGCGGCCGGACUCCGGAUGUUCGCGACGUCAAGCUCGUCUUCUCGCCGAACUGCACGCCGCCUCUCCCGGAAGAUGUGCUCGGGAUCAUCAUCUCCGCGACGACAGUCUUCAGGUCCGCCAUGGUGAAGGGCUCCACGGCGUUCACUGUUGUCGGGCUCGAGAGGUGGAUACCCGGCGUCGACGCGGCCGAGUUCAAGAGGAGCUUGAGAGCGCGUGGAGUGGGCAAGUACGGUUAUUACGGCUCCCCGUCCGACGAGGACUCUGGCAGGGCGUACGACAGUAUCCAGUAUCUCACUCUCGAGGAGUGGUGGGACUCACUGGGUGACAUGAUCAAGGUGGUUGGGCUGUGGCACGGGCAGUAUCCAGCGCAGGCUGGGCGUGCAUGGCGUGCGUACCCGCACAUCCUCGAGAGGAUCAUCGCGUACGCGCCCUCCGUGUCGGCGCUCAUCGCUUGGCGCCGCACAUGCCGGCGGUAUCGCAGUGUCGCUGAUGAGCGCCUGUUCGCGCACGCCAUUCUCCGGCGCCGAAACCCUCCCCCACCCGGGAAGUGGGGUGCGCUCGAAUGCAUCGUCAGGCCGAAGCCAGGUAGCAACGCCCUCCCGUUCUACAACGCGCGGCGGAACGGCUUUGAGCUCGUCCUUCCGCCCACUUCUGGCCUGUUGGCGGACCGUAACCUGCCCUUCUACCCCUGGAAAGCGCACACCAUCGACGUGGCCCACCACGGCGAGUAUGCACAGGCCUCCUUUGCAAGGCAUGGCGACUGGGACAGCGCUACCAUGACCGAAGGAGGGCAGGAGUACCGCCCGCACGUGCUGCGCCGCUUCGGGAGCUGUACGGCCGACUGGUGGGACGUGGUGCACGACACGACGGUCGACUAUGUCACGAUCGGCCAGGACCAGGGCGAGGGGGACUACACCGUCACGAUGCCGUUCUCGACUGCCCGAUACAUCCUGCACCUCGCCUGCCCGCCGUAG